GAGAACAGCCACCAGCAAGGGAAGAGGAGAGAGAGGAGAAGGAAAUCCCUGAAAGCCUCCUCCAUCGAGAGCCUGCGAAACCCUAGGGGAGAGAGAGAGAGGGGAAGGAAAGAUGAGCGGCACGGCGAAGAAGGCGACGGACGUGGCGUUCAAGGCGUCGAGGAACAUCGACUGGGACGGCAUGGCGAAGCUCCUCGUCUCCGACGAGGCCCGCAAGGAGUUCGCCAACCUCCGCCGCGCGUUCAACGAGGUCAACUCCCAGCUCCAGACCAAGUUCAGCCAGGAACCUGAACCCAUUGACUGGGAAUAUUAUAGAAAAGGAAUUGGGCCUCGCUUGGUGGAUAUGUACAAAGAGGCUUAUGACAGCAUAGAGAUCCCCAAGUUUGUGGACACAGUCACCCCUCAAUACAAGCCAAAGUUUGAUGCGCUGUUGGUGGAACUGAAAGAGGCAGAGCAGAUGUCCCUCAAGGAGUCCGAGCGACUGGAAAAGGAAAUCGCAGAUGUGCAAGAGUUGAAGAAAAAGAUCAGCACCAUGACUGCCGAUGAAUACUUUGAAAAGCAUCCUGAGCUGAAGAAGAAGUUUGAUGAUGAGAUCCGCAAUGACUACUGGGGAUAUUGAUGAAAAAAUGUGCAGAUCAAUGCCGGUUCCUUACAGGUUGGCCAGAGUUAUUGAAGAUUGUGUUCUGCCUGUUUGAUUUAAAAUAAAAUUGAGAGAACUCUUUUCUUCUCUAUCUUCUUGCUUUGGGUUUGAGGAAUUAUGACCUCGCAACGACUUCAAUGCUGGAAAAACUUGAGUUUUCAUGUGAAGCAAUAGAUGUCCGUUUUCCCCAAUAAUAGCCACUCCUUUUUGCUGUGAAAAUGGCGGUAUACCAGGCGGUAUCAUUCCUUAAACUAUUUCUAUCCACAGUUAGUGGAGUCGAGGCUUUAAGUUUAGAGUAUGGCCUGCAUUUUUCCUUAUAUUCGUAGUUUGACACUACUUUAAUACCUGAUUCUUCUUGUGCUACUAGAAUAUGCUAACCAAUGGCUUUUGCCAUGGUGGAUCUGCCAUGAACUUCCAUUAAAA
Syzygium oleosum is the source of this 1063-nucleotide messenger RNA. RefSeq names its product ATP synthase subunit d, mitochondrial. The transcript is spliced from 5 exons. Gene Ontology annotation, molecular function: proton transmembrane transporter activity. The record is from RefSeq and is a predicted model, not a curated record. NCBI's taxonomy places the organism in Eukaryota, Viridiplantae, Streptophyta, Magnoliopsida, Myrtales, Myrtaceae. Gene Ontology annotation, biological process: proton motive force-driven ATP synthesis. Bases 113 to 619 code for a protein of 168 amino acids.